CAAUCAGCGCUCACAUCAACAGGAACAGUAACAAUGGAGGCGAGAAUGAAGGACGUGGGUGUGUGACAGCAUGUCAAAGGCACUUUUAGCGAAAACACCCAAAUAUCAUGGUGCACUCUUUCUGAGCUGAAUAUUCGCCGUCAAACGUGCGCGAUCGACCCAAAAUGGCUUCGUGGUCGGAAAAAAUGAUGCAGCUGCUGCGUCGAAUGAAUAACUUCCAUUUACCAGGUUCCAGUUUAGAAAGCUGUCUACGUUUCGAGGUGGCCGGUGAACAGGUGGGAUGGAUUCCCCCUAAAAUAGCAUCAGUUCUUGGUCGUUUUCCUACUGUCUUUAGACCGUAUGGAAGUGCUAUAACCCUGUGCUCCAGACUGGACACAUUUGAGAGCAGAUCGGUUGCUGUGGAUGAUGUUCUGCAGGAGUUGAGGAGGGAGGCAACCUUCACAUGUCUCAUAGGCUGGAGAAAUGAGCAAUACGCAGUGAUGCCUAGGUAUUGCGACCCUCCGUUUAUGUAUAUGGAGAGAGCUGCAACAAGUUUGUUUGGAGUCAAGCGGUACGGAGUCCAUAUCAACGGCUACACCAGGGAUUCAAGUGGCAACCUUAAUAUGUGGCUGGCACGACGAUCUCUGACCAAACCGACCUAUCCCGGAAGACUGGACAACAUGGCAGCUGGUGGACUGGCAGCAGGCUGCAGUGUCAGGCAUACAAUGGUAAAAGAGUGUGAAGAAGAGGCGUGCAUCCCCCCAGGCCUGGCAGAGCAAGCACGUCCUGUGGGAACGGUGAGCUACACCUACGAAGAUGACGAAGGAGUUUUUCCUGAGUGUCAGUUUGUGUUUGACUUGGAGCUGCCUCUCAAUUUUCAGCCUCACAUUGGAGAUGGAGAAGUACAAGCGUUUUACUACUACCCCAUUGAGAAGGUAAAAGAUCUCCUGGUCAGUGAGGAAUUUAAGCCAAACUGUGCCAUGGUGGUACUGGAUUUCCUCAUCAGACAUGCCAUCAUAGAGCCAGACUCAGAGCCAUAUUAUCAUGAAUUUGUUGCUGGAUUGCACAGAUCAUUAUAAAGACUGACUGAUAGUUUGACAACCUUCAACACUUUGGUGUUUUUGUGACCUACCUCCUCUUGUAACUCUUAAUUGUCUCAGCAUGUCUACUUAUUUUUACCAGAGGCCACGUCUUCAAUGGCAGGUAAUGAGUAAUGUACCUGAUCAACCUGAGAACAGACUAAAAUGAAAACCCAUGCAAAUUUACUCUAUAAGAAUUUAUUUUUUCAAUACAUUUCAAUUGAGUCUGUGGAAAUCCGUAGGAUGCACUGGUAUACAAAAGAUAAUUGAUGCAUCAAAGACUCUUGUUUUUCUUACAAUGAAAUGCAGAAUCUCAUCUAUGAAAUUACUUGCAUUCAAUAACAUGGCAUUAAAUGGCUCUCUCAAAAUCA
This is a messenger RNA of Triplophysa rosa, 1429 nucleotides long. RefSeq names its product thiamin pyrophosphokinase 2 (gene tpk2). The transcript has 8 exons. NCBI's taxonomy places the organism in Eukaryota, Metazoa, Chordata, Actinopteri, Cypriniformes, Nemacheilidae. Gene Ontology annotation, molecular function: 8-oxo-dGDP phosphatase activity. The coding region runs from base 165 to 1058 and encodes 297 amino acids. The record is from RefSeq and is a predicted model, not a curated record.